Closterium sp. Naga37s-1 is the source of this 1551-nucleotide messenger RNA. The record is from the annotation of a GenBank genome assembly. NCBI's taxonomy places the organism in Eukaryota, Viridiplantae, Streptophyta, Zygnematophyceae, Desmidiales, Closteriaceae.
AUGUCGACUCGCAUGGUUCGUCGUUUACUGGAGCAGCAGCAGCGCGAGGCGGAAAGCUUGAAGCUGAAGGCGGCUUCCCCCGCUGGUGAGGGGGAGCGCGCGGAGGCCGCGGAGGGAGGAGGGCAGAGAGGGGAGGCCGCGGAAGGGGGAGGUCAGAGAGCGGAGAAAGGGAGGAGAGAGGGAGGCGAGGAGGAGGAUGAGGAGGUGGAGGAUGAAGAGGAUGAGGAGGAGAGUGAUUCGAAGCUGAUAGAGGCUGCGCGGAAUGCGUUCGACCUUCUUGACAUGGAUGGCGAGGGAGAGACGGAGGUAGGCGAGGAGGAGGAGGAGGAAGAGGAGGAAAAAGGGAACAGUGCAGGUGGCGGUGAGAGCAGGGAUGCGAAGGGGCAGAAGGAGGAGGGUGAAGGAAAAAGGGAGGAUGCGGAGGAAGAGGAGGGGGAAGGGGAGGAGGAGGCGGAGGAGGAGGAGGAGCGUAGACGGAUGGAGAGGCAACGGAAGAGUGGAAAGAAGAAAAAGAAAGGGAAGGGGAAGAAGAAGGCGGGAACGGGAGGGGGAGGAGAGGAUGCUGGAGUGGGAGGGAAGAAGGAAAAGAUCUUGGAUCGAGGGGGUGGAGGGGGAGGGGACGACACUGAAUUAGAGCGCGCUUUAGCUUCAAUCGAGGGGCGAGGAGGAGGAGGGCAAGCGGCAGCAACAGCAGCAGGGAGUGCUGUGACGUCAUCAGCAGAAGCGGGUCCUGUGACGUCAGCAGCAGCAGCAGGAACAGCAGCCGGGGGUCCCGUAACGUCAGCGCGGCCGCUUCUAGCCGUGGAGACCCGGUUCCUGCGAGCAGACGACGAGCUGAAGCGCAUUUUCGGCUCCAAGGUCAUCCGCCAGGUGGAGAGGCAAGCAGGGGGCGGAGAAGGAGGAGCAGGAGGAGGAAUGGGAGGAGGUGGGGGUGGAGGGAUGAGGGGAGGUGUGCGGGGGAGGCGUGGAGGGGGAGGGGGAGGGGGAGGGGGAGGGAGUGUGGGGAGGCGGGCGUUGCUGGUGCAGGAGAGGGAGCACUGGCCGCCGGGAGCAGUGGCGGAGAAAGGGCUCACUAUGGAGUUUGUGCGCGAGAGCAAGGGCACUGGCGCUGCUGCCGCUGCCGCUGGUGCUGCUGCUGGUGAUGGUGCUGGGGGUGUGGAUGGAGCGUGUGCGUUCCCGGCGCUCCCCGUGCGUGUGUUUCGCUACGUGCGGUCGGCCACCUACCGGGCGGCGCAGCACCUGUUUGAGCAGACCGUGGCGUCACACGACCCCAACCAGCUGGGGCUCUUUGUGGCGCACCAUCCUUACCACGUGGAGGCCCUGCUUGGUGGUGCUGGGGGUGCUGCCGGGGGAGUGGGUGGGGCAAUUGCGGCGUUCCCGGCGCUCCCCGUGCGUGUGUUUCGCUACGUGCGGUCGGCCACCUACCGGGCGGCGCAGCACCUGUUUGAGCAGACCGUGGCCUCUCACGACCCCAACCAGCUGGGGCUGUUUGUUGCUCACCACCCCUACCACGUGGAGGGGUUAUUGGCACUCUCUGAAGUGUACAAACAG